AUGACUGAAGUCGAGAAUUAUGAUGCGUCCUCGCUGGAGGUGCUACUCCAGGAACUGUCCGAUGACCUGCCCAGUGAAAUCCAAUCAUUACUAGAGUCGCCAGCGUUACACAGUGAUAUAUUGAAAUACUUGAAUGAUAUCAGUUCAAUUGAAUCAAAUGACUAUUUAUCUUCAAUCCCACCCACCCCAGCAGCUAAUAGGGAUGGAAACAUAGUGGAAGAGAGAACAUUGGUUCAAGAUAUUGCUGAGUUAGAAGCUAAUCAAAGAUCCAUUGAUUCAAAAUUGAAAAACCUGAUAAUCAAAUCACAAGGUUCAAUUAUUGAAAAUGAAAUUGGGUUAAAAGAUGCUUAUCAAUCUUUUGACACUGAAUUUGCACAUAAUGCAAAAUCACUUUGGAGAACUUUCAAAGAUGAUGACAUUGAUGAAAUUAAAGAUGAUCAAGAUCAAGAAUUACAAGAACUAGAAUUUGAUUUGGAUCCAACAACAAAGCAAGAUACAUUUUAUCAAACGAUUUCCAAUAUCAAAAACACACAACUAAAUGAGACUGAAAAACACAAAAAUCUUUCAAUUGUUUUAGAUAACAUGGAUCAAAUAUUGAAUGUAUUAGAAUUACCGUCGUUAGCAGGUGCGUGUAUUAAAGCAGGCUAUUAUUCAGAAGCACUUGAGAUCAGUUCAUAUACAAGAAGAUUGGCGAUCAGAUUCCCAAACAGUGACUUGGUUAAAGAAGUGGAAGCUGGUGUUAAAUCAGAAAUGUCCAUGAUGUUGACUGGAUUGAUUAGACUAUUAAGAACAAAUUUGAAACAAUCAUCCAUAAUAAAGAUCUUGUCAUAUCUUAGAAGAAUACAACCAUUCAGUCAAUCCAAUAAUGCUGAUGAACAACUGAAAAGAAUCUUACUGCACUCUCGUUACGAGUUUAUUAAGCUGGAAUUAUCUUCCCUAUUACCAUUGAGAGAAAGCGCAUUGCAUGAAAAAUAUUUGAAGAGAAGUAUUGAAGUUAUCAGAGAGUUUUGUUUUGGUUCAAUUAUGACAUAUAAGAGUAUCUUCGCAGAUAUUGAUGAUUUCGAAUUAGAAGAUGUAAAGAUAGAAUUGGAAGAGGUUGAACAAUCAGAAGAACAAAUUCCAAAAGUUGAAAAGGAAGAAGAGGUAUCGACCCAAGCCGAAGCAAGUGAGACUAAAGCGAACAAUGCAAAGGAAGAGGGAGAUGCAGCUGAAAAGGAAUUCAAUGAUGAAUCCAAACUGGAUGCUGAUUCAAAGGAUCAAAAGGUGGAAGAAGGAUCAGAAGACAACAAAGAAGAGGAUGUACCUGCAGAUUCUCUGGAACAAAAACAGGAUGAGAACAAACAGACCGAGCAAAAAGAUAAGUCUACAGAUGAUGCGGAUGAGUUAAAAGAAUUGAAAGAGCCAACUCCAGAGAAACCUAUUAUCAAAUUACUCGAAAACAGAAAACAAUCCAACAUCUUAUUAUUCGAGUUUGUCCGCAAUGUUUUGAUUGAACUGAUACAAAACUUGAAAGUUUCAUUACUAGAAGUCCACGAAAAGUCAAUUAGAGAUGGCCUCUACUUGCAAUUGAUUUACUGUUCCCAGAGUUUAGGUAGAAUUGAUGAGAACUUCAGUGAUUUGAUGACAGUCACGUUGUUGAAUGCUAAAGAUGAAAAUUCCAAACACAUCAUUGAUAGAGAAUCUUGGGCCGUAUCCAUUCAAAAACAACAACAACUAGCUAAAAGUUUGAAUCGAUGA
This is a messenger RNA of Hansenula anomala, 1737 nucleotides long. It is a transcript of the gene COG8, whose product is annotated as Golgi transport complex subunit COG8. Gene Ontology annotation, cellular component: COG complex. Gene Ontology annotation, biological process: intra-Golgi vesicle-mediated transport. NCBI's taxonomy places the organism in Eukaryota, Fungi, Ascomycota, Saccharomycetes, Phaffomycetales, Wickerhamomycetaceae. The coding region runs from base 1 to 1737 and encodes 578 amino acids. The record is from RefSeq and is a predicted model, not a curated record. The transcript has a single exon.